Pezoporus flaviventris is the source of this 1245-nucleotide messenger RNA. RefSeq names its product family with sequence similarity 204 member A (gene FAM204A). The transcript is spliced from 8 exons. Lineage: Eukaryota; Metazoa; Chordata; Aves; Psittaciformes; Psittacidae. The record is from RefSeq and is a predicted model, not a curated record. Bases 278 to 994 code for a protein of 238 amino acids.
GCCUUCCACAGCGGACUCUGCUCUUCGUCCUUCCCUCGGGGCCGGCGGAGCGCACCAGUACCCGGCCAGGCGAGGGGAGGCGGUGGUUAUGUGCGGGGAAGGCUGGGACGUGCUCUCAGCCGCCCGUGGGGAGAGGCGGGAGGCGUUUGCUGCCAUAGAGCCCUUAAGCAGAAAGCAGCUGUAAGCAAGUGCGAGGUGGUAAAACUAAAGAACAGGAAAUCCCCCGCUUCUGUCUGAAAUAUGACCUGAAGUGGCUUGGGCUUGUUUAAACUGGGAGAUGUGGAGUGGACUGUUGCCUCCAGGACUGAAUGAAAGCGAUGUUGACUUAAGUUCUGAUGAUGGAGACAGUUCCUUCUCAAAGGAGGAUGUGAAAGAUGUUGAAGGAGCUCAGGUUCCUGAAUUGCAGGAGAAUAGACCUGAAAGUAAUGCCACCAGGGAGCCCGUUGUGAUAUCUGCAAUACCUGAAGAAAAUGAAUCUCGGCCAUGCCCUUCUGGAAUUUCUUUACAUACGUGGAACAAAUUUCUGGAGCUCCAGAAGAAAAGCCAUGAAAUGAAAACCCAGUCGAAACAGGAAAGCAAAGGCCGGAAAAGAAAGCGCCGCAGAAAAGGAAAACAGAAACAGAGUGAUGACGCAACUAAGAGUAGCCAGCAGUUGGCAAAUGAAGAGAAAUGGAAAGAGCUUACACAAUACUUUGGAAUCAAUGAUAGAUUUGAAACGCCUGUGGAUAGCAGGGCUCCCCAAAAGUCUGGCCUUGAACUUAGCAUAGAGAAGUCUGUGGCUGAAGGUGACAUUGAUAAGGCUGAGGAGCUGAGUGAUAGAUUAGCUGCUCGUGAGCUUGGUGUGAAAAUUGCCAAAGCUGUUGCUUGCCGCAACUUUGUAAAAGCCAAGCAAGAAGCAGAGGCUGCCCAAGAAGCUCAAAAGAAAAAGAAGCUUGCUUGGGGAUUUGAAGCCAAGAAAAGAUGGGAGACAAAGAGCAACAUGGGAUACAUGUAAUCCAUCCUGUUCUCCUCAGGACUUAAAUACUUGUUUUUACUUGAAGAAUCUUUGUGGGCAACUUCUUAAAUCUAAACACAAAAGAAACCCCAAAACAAACCCAAACAUAUCAGAUUCCUUGUGUUUCUCUUAAUACUGUUAGACUGCAGCAUCUUUUUUUUAUUUUGUCUUAUAAUGCUGUAAAAAUACUAUCUAGACACCAGUGCCAUGUUAAAUAAAGCAUUUUUCUCCAAAAUAUGAGAAUUUAAGAU